ACGUGGAUUAUCAUAUAUUCAGGACUACAUUUUGACUGAUUUAGAAAUAAAAAGUGAUAACACUUGGACUGAAAAUCGAAUUAAUUUACCAACACCACCACCAUUGCCACCGCCACCGCCACCGCCACCGCCGCAACUUGUUAGGGGAAAUGAGGGACGAAGUGAAGAUGGACGCGAAUCGGCUCAUCGCCGAAGUUUACAAGCGACCCGCGCUUUGGAACCAGAGACACAUAUCCUAUCAUAAUCGAGAAGUGACCAACCGCGUUUGGAUGGAAAUUGCAGCGAUCUUCAAGCUUCCCAAACCAGUAUUAAAGGCUAAGUGGAAAGGUCUACGAGAUACAUUUCGUGCCGAGCUCAAGAAGGAUCAAGUUUAUCGAAAGAGUAAAUAUCAUCGUAACAGACCAGUAUGGAUUCAUUUCAAGAGUCUACAAUUCUUAAAAGAGCAAAUGCUUCCAAGGCCACCUAUUUGGGAGCGUGGAAAAGCAGGUAUAGAUGGAGAUCACGGAUUAGGAGAAAACGAUUCAGAAGGAAUGUUGAGUAAGAACGGUACGUCGUUGAGCAGAAGUUUGGACGACAGGGAUGCACUGGCUGAUCAUUUGUUAUCGAUGAGCAGUGAAAAUGGAACGUUGAAAAUCGAUGGUAUCGAUCAUCGAGUUGACGUCAAACAAGAGCCGGAAGAGAGCUUCGAUAAUUUGGAAUUUCAAAAUGUGACGGAUAAUUUAGCGGACAAUGAAAUGAUGUUGCAAAAUAUAUCACCUGAACAAGUGUUGAUGGGUGAGAAUGAUAAUGGUAUCGGAUUAACGGUUGAUCCUCUCGAAGGUAAUCGUUUUGACGAUAAUUAUUAUUUCCUCAUGAGUCUUUUACCACACAUCAGAACUCUACCUGCCGAUCGAAGAAUGUUACUUAGAAUGCAAAUGCAAGAAUUGGUUUACAAGGAAGUUUAUAAAAAAGGUAACGAAGAUGUCGAUGCCUCAUGAGAGAAGGAACUCGGACAAGCGUCGCCUACGACGUCAAAUUCAAAGAAAAAGACGACCGAACUUCGUGGAGAAUCGAAGGGAGAUUUGUCCUCACAAUCUUCAAGAACGAAACCGUCUUCUUCGUCGAAAGCGGAAAAGGUCGCGUAGCGAAACGGAACGAAUAGAUACAUAUAUAUAUAUAUAUAUAUAUAUAUAUAUAUAUAUAUACAUAUAUAUACAACAGUCUUAACAGUUUUGUUCCUUUCUACGCGUGGAUUUCUACCUGGAGACAAUGACACUUUCCGUUUUGCUCGUAAAACCAUUGAAAUUGGCCGUGAAAAUCGGUAGAGAGUAGAAACGAAGACGACGGUAAUGAAAUGGUUUAUGAAUUUUUUAACAAAAAUUGUUUAAAAUACGCGCACUUUUUUUUAAUUAAUUCCACUGUAAGAUGUCGAGUUCGAUAAUUUUCGAAUGAUUUUAAUGAUCAUUCACAUUUUCUUUUCUUUUCUUUUACUUUUUUUUUUUUGACGUACGAAAAUUCGUUUUUUUUCCAAGGAAAUAGAAAUAAUUCGAUAUCGAUGCUCAGCUCGAACCUUGCGUAACGGUUUUUCGAACGAGCGGAUGCACAAAUUUCUCUUAAACGAAAGUUCUUUGUGCCAUAAUUAGUACGUGUAUAGUACGAGGAGCGCACGAACGGGCUUCCAAUUGUUACUUUGCUUUUUUUUUUCACAUUAAUUUCGUCCAUCGACGUAUAUAGAUCGAUAUUAGUCGAUAUUAUAGUAUGUAUGUAAAUAGACAUGAUCGACAGAGAAACGAUUGGUCGAUUGUUAAUAUAUCGAAUGCAAGGAUAUUUUAUGCGAGAUCGUUUGCAGAAAAAAAAAAUAUAUUGUCGAGCAUGUUACUAUUAUUACCUCGAUGACUAUAAAUAAUUUUCAAAUUCAACCGCAUAAGCAACGACGAUUAUUAUACAAUGUCUCGGUAUAUAUAGAAUCGAGAAUAUCAUCUAUUCUAUCGUAUUCCUUUUCUUACGGAAUUUAUGUUAGCGUUGACCCCAACAUGCGUUGGAGGCAAUGAAAAAAAGAUGACGACGACGACGAAGAAGAAGAAGAAGAAGAAGAGAAGGGAAAGGUAAAAGAAUAUCGAGCGAAAGGGAAGACAAACUAGGUCCUGGUCGAUAGCGUGGGAGUUAAAAUAUGUAUAAAAAGGGUUCCGUAGGUUGAGAAUCACUGGUACGCUCGGUACCUGCAGGUACGAACAUGCAGCGUGCACCUGUGUGCCAAGAUGGACGUCAUGUAUAUACACUUGCCUGCCUCGGUAGGAGAAGUCAGUGCGCAUGCGCGACCGCUCGUGACCAGUCGCGCGACUCCGUUCUCGGUCGGCCGUUUCGCUCGCUUUCGCGCUGCGACUCACGCCGUGUUCGGUCUGUCGCUCUUCUUCUCUUCCUCAGUUUUUCCGUAGUCUCUUAUUCGUACGGUUGUUUGUUUCUCCAUUCGUUCGUUCGUUCGUUCGUUCGUUACAUAUACCUUUUACCAUAGUCUCGACGACUGUUAUUUCUAUGCUUCAAAUUUCUCUCCCUCAUUCCUUUUACCUCUCCCUCUUGUCCGCUUGUUAUUACCGUUAGUCCAAAUGAAGCAUCUCCUUUUUUAUUUUCUUUCCUCGCACGAACGAACGGGGACGAGUCAAACGCACAGGUGUUUAUAUCAAUCUCUUGGCUGACAAGUCUCUACGGAAUAAAAACGUAUUAUCAUCUUAUACGAA
Molecule: messenger RNA, 2714 nt
Organism: Vespa mandarinia (Asian giant hornet)
Lineage: Eukaryota; Metazoa; Arthropoda; Insecta; Hymenoptera; Vespidae
Biological process (GO): regulation of transcription by RNA polymerase II
Cellular component (GO): transcription regulator complex; nucleus
Molecular function (GO): DNA binding
Source: RefSeq, a predicted model, not a curated record